Molecule: messenger RNA, 2212 nt
Organism: Ciona intestinalis (vase tunicate)
Lineage: Eukaryota; Metazoa; Chordata; Ascidiacea; Phlebobranchia; Cionidae
Source: RefSeq, a predicted model, not a curated record
UUAUUUUCAAGCCAAAAAUAAUUUCCAUUUUUAGGUAGUGUUAGGUUUAGACUUGGUAUUCAGUUUAAGUGAAAGAGUUUUGUUUAUUCGGCAAUGAAGAUUGAUGUAUUUUGGGUUCUGUUGUUUCUGGUGGUCGCUGUAAAUUGUAAGGAAUGCUCGCAUACGUCACCAUGUACACCACUUCGCGGUGGUGGUGUAUUUAAAGAACCGACUCAGUUUCGGUCAACAAAUGGACAACUGGACGCUGAGCUAAUAGUGGACAUUUACAACUUUACCGUGGAUUGGCUGACUGUACAAAGACGUCUCUACAACGGGGAAUUCCCAGGUCCCACCUUCACCGUUAAGCAGGGCGACAUUUUUAAUCUUAAAUUGAACAACAAGCUGCAACAACCAGACUACAGAACUAACGAAGAGAAUGUUUACAGAUUUCCAAACUCAACCAAUAUUCAUACACACGGCUUACACAUUAGCAGUAAGGUGCCCCAAGACAACCCAUUUCUCAAGGUACCUCCAAAUUCGACUUAUGAUUAUGUGUUCGAUAUUAAAACCGACCAUCCAGCUGGAACAUACUGGUAUCAUCCGCAUUUACAUGGAAGUAUACAUUUUCAGAACAUCGGUGGUCUGGGGGGUAUGCUGAUUGUUGAAGACGACCCAUCAUUAAUGUCAACAGAACUUGCAUCUGUGUCCUGCCCGGAUAACUGUGAACACGACGUACAGAUCCUCCUGCAAACAUUUCAAUACAAUUCAGACGAAGAUAGCGGUUACUCAAUCCUACAGAGAGAAAUUCACGACUAUGAAGGGUUCAGAUUAAACAAGAUAAAUGUUACAAACUCUUCCCAAAACCUUGAAGAAUGGUUGGAGGAUUCUUCCAGCAACAUCAAGUAUAUGCUGGUGAAUGGUAUGUUGAAUCCUACUAUGGAAAUGGCACAAGGUCAAAUGAAACGGUUCAGAAUAAUCGACACGGGCGGCUUGUACGCGGUCGCUCUCCACAUCGAUAACGUUGAUCCAAACGGAGCAUCAUGCACGGUGAAAGAAAUAGCAAUGGAUGGAGUUUACCUUGAUCAACCCAGAGAUCCCUGGCUUGGUCGAAGUUUUCUUGUAGCAGCAGGGAGGGUGGAUUGGUUGGUUAUUUGUCCGGAAAGUGGAACGUAUGAGCUGCGAUCGACUUUUCACACUGUUGACCACGACUCCCUGGGUGAGCACCCUAGUUUUAAUGGAACUUUAAUGACCCUCAACGUCACUGGGACAAAUCAACGCAAUUCGACACUCCCUACCGCCCUUCCUCAACGUCCUGAUUUUGUUUCUGACCUCCGCAACGUGGCGCAAGAGAGUGUGAAAAGCAAGUACGUGGUGGAGGUGACGCCAACAGACACUCUGAACAGAGAAGAUUAUUCCGGGGUUUAUUACAGGUACAGAGCAGAAGUAGACACCGUCCAGGAAUGGUAUUUCACAAAUACUGAAAUCUUUACAUCCCACCCCAUACAUAUGCAUGUUAACCAUGUACAGGUGAUAAGUUACAAUCCUUAUACUGGACCGUACGGUGUAGACGACGGAGCUGGGAAAUGGAAGUUUUUCAAUCAAUCAGGCAACGUUUGCACCCACCAGUUUAAAGGUUACGAUGAAACUGUGGCAAUAUCGCCACCUAACGACGCACUGAAAUACCUUGGGCAUGACACACGACAAGCUAUCAGUGGUGUAAAUACAUUGGGUUAUACUCAAAUCGGGGAUUGGAAAGACACCGUUCUUAUUCCGCCUCUUGGAAAUAUAACGGUUCGAUUUAAGACUGACAGCUUCACUGGUGAUGUAACGGUUCAUUGUCACUUGCAAGGGGACGCGGACCAGGGAAUGGUGAUGGUGUUCGAGAUAGUGGAGCAAGGACAAAGUCUGGAAGCAAAUAUUCCAUCGAAUGGAUCUUACCCGUGGGCGUGCAUGACAAAUAAUCCAAUAGGCCAGACAUCUGGAAAUGGAAAAGCAAUGAAUCCUUACAGAUUGGAUUGACCAAUAAGCACCCGGACCUCAUGUACCACCUGUUCUGCAGUAAAAUUUUAAAUGUUUUUUUGUUAAUAGAUUCUACAUGCUCCUGCUGGUGUUACUAACACUGCUGCUUGUUCAGUAAACUGACGCUUAAUGGAUUUCAAAUUGUUUCUGAUAAAGACGCUUCGCAGUUAACUUUUCAUGGUAUUUAACAGCUUAAUAAUAAUGCCUGCCGUUA